Molecule: messenger RNA, 2535 nt
Organism: Trichobilharzia regenti
Lineage: Eukaryota; Metazoa; Platyhelminthes; Trematoda; Strigeidida; Schistosomatidae
Source: the annotation of a GenBank genome assembly
CGCUAUUCUUUAGUUACCACUUAAAGUGAGCUUGUAACCAGAUAUUACGCAGAAGAGCUUUUUUGUUUCAGAUUUUGAGUUAAUUUUGUCAUUAUAUCUCAGAUUUCCAAAUGUUUCAGCCACUCGAAAUAAUAGGUAGUUCUUCAAGCGCGGUACGUAUGUAUUUGCCGUAUAGUCGACACUCCGACUACUUAAUUAAGUAUAUGAUCUUGUCGUAAUCAAUCUAAAGCUUAAAUAGCCAUACGGGGAGUAAUGCUGAUACCUAAUGGCCUUGGCUCAUUCUUAUCGAAAAGCUACUUCAACUAUAAAGCGUCAUUUCUAAAAGACACCAUUAUUGUUAUACAUGGAGAUGAUUUUAUCAAUUUUAUUCUAAAGGAUGUGAUUGGCCACCAAGAUGAUCAACACAAUGAAUGCCUCAUGUUUUCAAUCAAAGCUUUCAAACUGAUGUGGCAGUUUCGGACGUGUGGAGUUCAACCAAUUUUCAUCUUCAAUGGCUACUUUUAUAAUAUUCAAUAUCAGUUGGAUAGUAGUGAUCAAAUUUCAUCUGUGAUCAAUCGCUACAAAUCAACUUUCAUGGAUAUUUUAAAACGCUGCAAUAUGGCAUACAUGACGUCGUUUUUCCUAGGUCACUUUGAUGCAGCUGUCUUAUCAGUGUAUUUAAACUGUCCGCUUAUAGCAUCCAAUUAUGAUAUAUACUAUAUGUUAGCUGUUCAUGUUAAUACAGAGAAGGCAAAUACCAUUCAAGAAUUAACUUACAUGCCCAUUCACCUUCUUGACUUCUCUAUCUGUGAAAAUGAGCCUUUUAUCUUAUGUCAUGUUUUCCAACAAAAAUGUUCUAAUUUGUCAUCAGUACAACCAUAUUUGUGGCCGGUGUUAAGUGUUUUAUAUUCUGAAAGUUCAGAAACACGCUCGUAUUUAUGUAAGCAAAUAAAAUGUGAUCGGACAAAGUAUUCCAAUAUGACUAACGCCAACCUGCAAGAAUGGCAUCUUUUAGUUGAUUGGCUUAUGAAUUUAUUUGAUAUGAAUUCUGUAACAACCUAUGAAUAUAUCAUUAAAUUAUAUGAUAUAACAAAGCGACCAGUUAUUACUGCCUACCUACUGGAUUGCGCUGCCUUUCUUAUGAGUGAUAUGCAAAAGAAUGGACACCUAAUAGCCUCUUACUUGAAUCUAACACCAUCAAGUUCUUUGGCGUGUUUGCGUACACUAGAUGGAAUUGUUAAUAGCACGCCAAUGAUAUCUAAAUCUUUGCAACAACUUAACCAAUGGGCGAAAGCAUUCAAUGUUAACUUGUUGAGUAAAUUCAGUUAUCCGAAGAAUUGGCCAGUUAGUUGGAUAGAAGUAUAUCGUAGAGUUAAAUUGUCCCCAGUCAUUAUUAAUGUCCUGGAUCAAUUAAAUCAAUCAGUUGAAAAGUUAUUUCCAUCAGUUCAUGCUUAUGCCGUCAAUUUAAGAUUGAUCAUCUAUUGUAGUCUACAGGGUUUAAAAAGUUGUAAAAAUAUAAAACAGAGUGUAAAGAUAAUUGACUAUGCGUGGGAUGAUAAAACAAUGAAUAAAAUCACUCUGAAUAUUACUCCACUAAUGAAUGAUCCUUUUGGAAGUAUUUCAGUCGAUGAAAUGUUAAGCAAUCAAUUGAACAUCUUGUUUCUUCCGGAUAAGUCAGAUCUUGACUGGAUUUUCAGCCUAGCCUUUACUUUGGCCUUAUGGUAUAAACAAUACUGUCUUAAUAACCCAAACUGUACAGACUGUUUCGAAAACUCUCCAAUUGGUUUAGCUAUUGCAAUAUGUGCUAUCGCCAAUGUAUUCAAUGAUGAAUUCGCCAGUCACAAGGUACUUGAACACUACCAACGACUAGUUGUUCUUAUCAGAAAAGAAGUAGCCGAUUACCGUGAAAGAAAUCCACCCACAGAACAGUCAAGAAGUCCAGAGACGAUAACUGCAAAUAAUUCAUCUAGUCUAAUUGCUGUACAACACAUUUACAAUGAAUUGCGAACUGUUGUCUCAUUGCUUAACUAUUUGAUAAGAAGUGAUAAACUUAAAUCGAAAUUGUUUCACUUUCAACCCUGUUGGAUUCUAUUUCCUUCCGUUGAUUUAGUUGACAGUUUUUCGCACUAUAUAGACAUUCAAUUACCUUCAGUUCGAUUUAUUCAUCUUCAGUGUUACUGGCUGGCUCGUCUGUAUUGUGAGAAACGAUCAACAGUUAAGUUGGACAAGUUGAAAAAUGAAUUUGAGCAUUUAGUUAGCCUUGUCUCAUCGCUUUGUGAACGAUCAUCAUCUAUGCUAAAUUUAAAGUCGAUCAAUAUGGAAGAAGUUAGUAAAUUUCCAUAAAUUUAUCGACAUAUUUUCACAUCCAGUUGAAGAUUAUUAUUAAUAUAUAAUAUUAUUAUUAUUAUAUAAUCACGUUUGCCAACAAGACUAAUAAACUCCAUCAGAUUUGAACAUAUUUUAUUUUUGCUUUGUUGUUCCAUUGUUCACUAAUUAAUUAAUUUUACAUGUGUUUUUGUUUUGUCGGUUAAUUUAUGCAAUAAAUUUACCAAUAGA